AUGUUUCCACAAAUACAUGCUAAAGGUAGUAUGUUAUUUAAUAAUCAAAUAUUUACUAUUGAACCUGGUUAUUAUCACGUUGAUAAGAAUUCGCCUGAAAAUGAAUACGGGAUAAGGAUAGAAGACAUGGUUUUUUAUAAAGAUGGCAAAGUUACAAACAUGACAUGCGUACCUUAUCAUUUAGAUCUGAUUGAUUUUAAAUUACUGAGUAACAAGGAAAUUGAAUAUUUAAAUUUGUUUAAUAAACAAAUAAAGAUUUCUUUAAAGGAUAAAAUUCCAAGCAGUAAUGAUUAUUUUAUUAACAAUACUAAAGAAAUUCCAUUAAAUAUUUAA
Messenger RNA from Hepatospora eriocheir, 333 nucleotides. NCBI's taxonomy places the organism in Eukaryota, Fungi, Microsporidia, Hepatosporidae. The record is from the annotation of a GenBank genome assembly.